AUGGGCACUCGUUUAGCAUCGCAGAACGGCCUUGAUCUGGAUUCUUUCACCAAGAAGCUGAAGCUACCCUAUAAACCUGAUUUGGAACAGUAUGACACAGGUGCUAUAGUACGGGUGAAACUUCGCAACUUCAUGUCGUACUCGCUCACAGAAUUUCACUUUGGCCCCAAAAUAAACCUGAUUAUAGGACCUAAUGGAACCGGAAAGUCCACUUUUGUCUGUGCCAUAUGUAUUGGACUGGCAGGAAAGCUUGAUUAUCUUGGUAAGAGUUCUAUGAAUUUGGAUCAAUUUAUCAAAUCGGGUCAAAAAGAGGCCAGUAUUGAAUUAGAACUCAAGGCUGCUGGGCAGUUUGAAACGGUCACAGUUGAGAGAGAGUUUGUAAGAAAAGGAAAAACAAGCUGGUAUAUUAACAAGAAGCCUUCGAACGAGGCUCAAAUCAAGAAAUUGCUGAAAGACUACAAUAUCCAGCUCGACAACCUGUGUCAAUUUCUGCCUCAGGAUAGGGUGGCAAGAUUCGCGUCACUCAGACCUGAAGAACUGCUCAAGGAGAUUGAACGAAUAUACGAAAACGGUGAGCUUCUGGAGCAGCAUAACAAAUUAAUAGAGCUCUAUUCUUUGCGUCAAGAAAGAAUUAAAGCUAUGGCAGACAUAGAGUUCCAGCUUUCAUCCUUGCGAGAAAAACGCAAAUCGUUGGAGGAACGUGCACAGCAAUACCAUGAGUAUCAGCUACUGGAGAAAGAGCUUCAAAAACAUGAAACAUUACGCCCUUAUGUUGAACUGAGUACCAAAAAGCAUGCUCGGGAGGAGUUGAAGCAGGAGGCAGAAGAAAUGAGCCAGAAAAUCAAGGAAUUUGACCAACGGAUCCUCCCAAUGAAAGAGAAACUACAACAAUUUCAGCGUAAUUUGGGCAGUACUGAGACGCGAAUAAACGAAUACACUUCUGCAAAAGAGAAAUACACCAAAGAGCUGCACCAGAGUUUGGAAGCUAUCAAGGAAGUUAACUCCGAUAUACAAAAACUGAACGAUCAGAGACUCUCAAUGGCAAUGGAUCUCGAAAUACACCGCAAGAAAUGGCAGCAAUUAUCUGAAGAGCUUGAUACCAUGACCCAGAAAUUGGACUCGCUUGAACUUCUUAGUGAAGAAGAAACACAGGAGCUGAGGGAUCGUAGAGCACUGAUUCAAGAUAAGCUUUUGGAAGAACAGGAACCAAUAGAUGGUCUGGAGACAGAGAAAAGAGCACUGAUGAGAAUCAAUGAACAACUAGAGACCCGCAUCAAGACGAGCGAGAGCAGUCUGAAGUCUAAGGACCGACUACUUGUUUUAGAUGCACACAGAUUUGGCAACAUAAUAAAGGCUGUCAAGCUUUUGAGAGAGCACCGGAAGAAGAUGAAGCUAGAAUAUUUUGAGCCCCCAAUUAUCUCGUUGACUGUCACCGAUGCAAAGUAUGGGCCCGCUUUGGAAAGGUCCAUUCGAUUCCAAAAUCAAUGUGCUUUCACUGUGCGCAACAAUGAGGACUACCAGAAAUUGGCACGCUUUCUCUAUAACGAACAUCCUGACAUUGGGCGCAACAUUGGUAUCCGUACCUUGAGUGAAAACUUUAGUUUUCAACCGCGCAUCCACAGGGAAGAAAUUAAGAAGUAUAACUUUGAUGGUUACUUGGUAGAUUUCAUUGAAGGCCCCAGGGAGGUGAUUCAAAUGGUAUGCGAGAAUGAUAGAAUCCACAAUAUCCCUGUGUCUCAUCGCGAUAUCGAUGCGUCCAUCAAAGAUACACUCUCUUACAAGAUCCGAAACGAGAACUUUCCUAUGAGCGAGUUUAUUGCUGGCGAGGCCUAUUAUUCGUUUAAUAAGUCGAGCUACGGGUCUAAACAGGUCACCGCGAACAUCAGAGGCUUCUCUUCAAGCCGAAUCUCCAUCUUCUCAGGCGGUUUACCGGAUGAUAAAAGAUUGGAAAUCCAACAUCAAAUCCAUGAGUGCAGGCACAAAAUAUCAGUAAAUAAUCAAACACUGGGGAAUCUUUUACAAAAGAUCAAGGAAAAACAAGGAAUGCUCAAAGAUUUGGUUAAGGAACGAGACGACUUGACUGCGAAAAUUAGUCGGCAGACUAGAGCAGAGAAGGAUAGGGAAAAAUAUGUCACCCACAUUGAAACAUUCAAAGACAGAAUGAGGGUCGAGAGAAAGGCCAUCAAUAAGAUAAAGCACAAGGAAAUUGAAGGAACUGCCUCAAAAUUGGUCACCAAAAUAGGCAAACUGGAGAAGAAGAAAAUUGAACUUUACGAGCUGAUUGAGCCAACCAUAUCAAAGAUAUGCGAGCUAGACGAGAAACUACUUGAUGCUCAAAUUUUUGCGAUCCAGGAAAACAACAAAUUCAGCACUAUCGAGUCCUUAAACGAAUCGAUCUUGACUAGACGCGAAGAAAUGUUAGAGAAAAGAAACGAGCUCAGAAACGCUUAUAUCAAAGCUAAGGAAGAAUACACUCAAGCUCUUAAAGACUACAAAGCUUUGCUAGAGACUUUUUCUGAUGAAGAUCGCUUAGAGCUCGAAAAACUGGUUGCCGAUCUUCAAGAAAGCGAAACUUUGACAGAAGAAGGUGUCAACGCCGAGAUCAGUAGAAUAAAAUCACAGAUGCGUUUACGCCGAAAUGGUGCGGGAGCAGACUCAUUGAAACGCCUGGAAGAGGUGGAGAAAGAAAUCCAACAAUACGAGGAGAAAUUGCCGGAAUUUGAUGUUGAUGUCGGUAUUCUUGAUCGACAAAUUAACGAUCUUGUAUCGGUAUGGAAACCAAAACUCGAAUUCGUGAUACGAACUAUAGCAAGAGAUUUCAGUGAGAAUAUGAAGGCCGUGGCCAGUGCCGGUGAUGUGCAGCUUGAUGGUGAGUCAGAAAACUUUUCGGAAUGGAAACUGAAAAUCCUCGUGAGCUUCCGGGAUAGCCAUGCCUUAAUGCAAUUGAAUGCCGCACAGCAAUCUGGAGGAGAAAAAUCCGCAACGACGGCUAUAUUCCUGAACUCUUUGCAGGGCCUUACGAAUACGCCAUUUCGUGUUGUUGACGAAAUCAAUCAAGGUAUGGACUCAAAAAAUGAGAGACUUAUCCACGAGUUGAUUGUGCGUAAAUCUUGCUCGAGAAGUGGCUCACAGUACUUUUUGAUCACUCCUAAAUUGCUCACAAAUCUCUACUAUGGCACUGGAAUGCGCGUACACUGCAUUCUUGCUGGAAGAUGGUGUCCCAACUAUCAAGAUAAUGUGGAAUUUCUGGAGAUGGGGGUCGCAGAUAAAUAUUUUUGA
Messenger RNA from Ogataea haglerorum, 3279 nucleotides. RefSeq lists its product as uncharacterized. The transcript has a single exon. Gene Ontology annotation, cellular component: Smc5-Smc6 complex. The coding region runs from base 1 to 3279 and encodes 1092 amino acids. Gene Ontology annotation, biological process: double-strand break repair via homologous recombination. The record is from RefSeq and is a predicted model, not a curated record. Gene Ontology annotation, molecular function: ATP hydrolysis activity; ATP binding. NCBI's taxonomy places the organism in Eukaryota, Fungi, Ascomycota, Pichiomycetes, Pichiales, Pichiaceae.